CGUGCGCACACUCCCCCCACAAAUCAUUGAGCAGAAUUGUGCAACCGUCCUGUGUUUAAUCAAAUCCACAUUGAGGGACUGGUUAAAUCUUUGCGGAGAUCAGAUCUGCAGCUCAGAGCGCAGUGGGCACCGACAUGGCGGAGCUGAAGUACCUCUCCGGAUUUGGCAAUGAAUUCUCCUCUGAGGAUCUUCGAUGUCCUGGCGCUUUACCUGAGGGACAGAAUAACCCGCAGGUCUGUCCGUACGGUCUGUACGCCGAGCAGCUCUCCGGUUCUGCCUUCACCUGUCCCAGGAGCUCCAAUAAGAGAAGUUGGCUUUACCGCAUUCUGCCGUCUGUCCGCCAUAAACCCUUCCAAGCUUACGAGCAAAAACACCUAACACAUAACUGGGAUGAAGUGGAGCCGGACCCCAAUCAGAUGCGAUGGAAGCCAUUUGUGGUUGGUGAGAAGACACAGGACUUUGUGGAUGUGAGUCAUUUAGAUAGAGAAACAAUCCUCCAGGGUGACUGCUGGGGAUCGUCCACAGAAAGGACCUCAGAGCAGAACUACGGGGGUGAAUUCUCGGGGCUAGGUGACGCCACUACACGCCCAGUGUCCUGCAUCCUUGGCGCUUCUUUCAGACUCACACGACUUCCAGGAAGGUCACCCUGUUUCUUCAUGGCAAUUGCUGCAGGGUCUGUGGUGGAUGGAAGAUGGGGAGCCCUGUGGUAGCAUCCCUGCCACUGC
This is a messenger RNA of Bufo bufo (common toad), 725 nucleotides long. Its product is annotated as homogentisate 1,2-dioxygenase-like. The transcript has 5 exons. Gene Ontology annotation, molecular function: homogentisate 1,2-dioxygenase activity. Bases 135 to 710 code for a protein of 191 amino acids. The record is from RefSeq and is a predicted model, not a curated record. Gene Ontology annotation, biological process: L-phenylalanine catabolic process. Gene Ontology annotation, cellular component: cytoplasm. NCBI's taxonomy places the organism in Eukaryota, Metazoa, Chordata, Amphibia, Anura, Bufonidae.